AUGCCCCGUAUAGUUAUGGAAGAAACUAAAAACAAAGCCGACUUACACCAACCAAAAGCAAAGAAUCGACCGCAAGGACAGCAGUUAGUAGCUCUCCUGCGUGACAAGCUGGAUUUAACAGACUACGACUUAUACUCUAACGCCCCAAAAGAUAUCACGUCCCGUUCAAACAGUGCACCACCACCGCAAAUUCAUACUGUUAAUCGAUUCGAUCACGCAGAUUAUGAGCCUUCUUUAUCAUCCGAUCCUCGUUUGGAUCCUGAAUACGCUGCCUACUACUACAUGAAUCGUAUGGAGCAUCGUCCGCCCACAAGCCCAUAUGCACCGGGACAGUCUUGGCAAACACCGUUAUGGUCCGGUGAUUUGGCAAUAGGCCCUGGACAGGGGCAGGUGCAAGGGAAGGUCAGUGGAGGACCGAGUGCAGUUAGCCCUGUUGCAUCAGCGACGGCAGUAGGCAGCACGAGUGGAUCUAAUGUUGGGCCUAAUAUGUCGAAGAAGUUGGAAUUGUUCCGGGGGUUGGAGGGCGACGACGAUUUCCAAGAACAUCACCCCUUGGACCAAAGUCUUGAACCCGAGAACCAUUCAACUAUCAACCAGCCCGACUAUACAACGGAGUCUGCUGGACAGUUCGAUGCUUUCAAUCCUCAAAGCACGAGCAGCGCUGCGUCGCUUUGGAGUCGUGAAGUUGCAUCUCCUCCGCCCCCAGGGAAUGAUCCACAUUCACCCAACAAGCGCAAGAAUUUAGUAGACAUGAUCCAAGAAGACUUUCCUCGUACACCAUCUCCGCUCUAUGCUCUACAACAAGCCCAAGCUGCUCGCCAACGCCAAGCACAACUACAAUCGCACGCAGAUGAUGCAGACCAUCUUGAUCUUCAGUCCCUUGAUUUAGAUGAUACACUCUCAUAUUCUGCACACUAUGGCAAUUCCCGCGGCUCUGAGGAAGAGCAACUUAAAACUAUUGUUAAGAAUGCUCUCGACGGUGUCGAUGACAUGGAUCCUCGCAUGCCGGGUGCGUUUGCCACACCGCCUCCAUUAAGAAGCAAAUUCGAAACUCCCCCCCGAGCCUCUUCUACUCCACCUACUCAGAGUCAUAUUAGGAACCAUAGUUUGGGAUUUGCUCCAGAGUUCCACGGUGAUCUGUCACAUGCAGAUUUGGCGUAUUGGAGAAAUUUAGAAACAGAUGAUUAUGAGCAGGCACAAUUUCUCCGUCAGCAGACUUUAAAACAACACAGACUGAAAAUGUCAUCGCAUCCAUCUUAUAACGCACUUUUUAAUGAGGGAGCUAGCGCGGCCAAUUAUUCUCCGUAUGGUCUAAAUGACAACUAUCCGUCGGUCUGGGAUGCCCGCGAAGAUACUGCUCUGGGCCGCAAUAUUUUCGGCACAGACUUGCCAUACAAUCGACAAAACUCUCUUGGCCUUAAUCCUGCUCGCAACAACUACGAAUAUUCCAAAUUUCAACAAGCACAGUUUGGCAUGGGUCGUGAUUCUAUACUCUCUUCGUCAGAGUAUGCGACAGCCAAAACCGGUCAAUACUAUGGUACCGGCACUUUGGCUAAUGCGGGAUUGGGCCCAGUCGGCAAUCUGCCCAGUCCGUUAGGGCCUCAAUCUAGAGCUAGCAACUAUGCAGAAAAGUCUUUGCAAUUGCAAUCGCAAAGAUUGUUUUUACAACAACAGCAGUUGAAACAACAGCAGCAAAUGUUAUAUGCUAAAGAACAGUUGUUGAGACAUCACCAUUCCGCAGAGUAUUUAAACGGGAUCUCUGGAUUUGGCGGAAUAUCAAACAAUAGAAGAAGCCAGGACUUGAGUUCUAGUUUGUCCGAUCCGGGACAUUGCAUGCGAAGUGCAUUGUUGGAAGAGUUUAGAAACAACAAGAAUAAAAAGUAUGAAUUAAAGGAUAUUGCAAGAAAUAUAGUUGAAUUCAGUGGUGACCAACACGGUUCUCGGUUUAUUCAACAGAAACUAGAGACGGCCAAUAGUGAAGAAAAGCAACUUGUUUUUGACGAGAUUCUUCCUAAUGCGUUACAAUUAAUGACCGAUGUGUUCGGCAACUAUGUUAUUCAGAAAUUCUUUGAACAUGGAAGCCAAGUACAGAAGACCGUCUUGGCCAAGCAAAUGGAAGGACAUGUUCUGUCUCUUGCGUUGCAAAUGUAUGGUUGUCGGGUAGUUCAAAAGGCUCUCGAACACGUUCUCACGGAACAGCAAGCGGCGCUUGUUAAAGAACUGGAUGGUAAUGUGUUAAAGUGCGUCAAGGAUCAAAACGGCAACCACGUUAUACAGAAAGCUAUAGAGCGUGUCCCUGCUGAACACAUUCAGUUCAUUAUUAAUGCUUUUCAUGGACAAGUAUUCAAUUUGGCGACACAUCCUUAUGGUUGUCGUGUUAUUCAACGGAUGUUUGAGCAUUGUACUGACGAGCAAACGAAACCUUUGCUGGAGGAACUCCAUCGCUUCACUCACAAUCUCGUCCAAGAUCAAUAUGGUAAUUACGUAAUUCAACAUGUGCUCGAGAGAGGCAAACCAGCAGACAAAUCGCUUGUUGUGAGCAAAGUUCGCGGAAACGUCUUGCAAAUGUCUAAGCACAAGUUUGCGAGUAACGUAGUUGAGAAAUGCGUAGCUUACGGUAGCAAGAGAGAUCGACAGCUAUUAAUCGAGGAAGUUAUUACGACCAAGCCCGAUGGCAAUUCACCGUUGAUAUCAAUGAUGAAAGAUCAAUACGCAAACUACGUCGUGCAGAAAAUGCUCGAUGUUGUAGAUGGAGAGCAGCGUGAUCUUUUAGUCGCUAAGAUUAAGCCACACUUACAAUCAUUGAAGAAAUACACUUACGGCAAGCAUCUGAUAUCAAAGGUCGAAAAACUGAUGAUCUUGACCGAAAACCAAAGGACUCAACAAGCGCUCCCUACAAUGACAUCUCAGUCGCUUACCUCAUCGCUUGAAGUGACUAGCUCGCUGCCCCCCACUAAUCCUAGUACGCCACUUGGAACAGGACAUAAUACUCCUUCUGCUUCUUCACCUUCUAUUGAACCUGAAAGUGUAGCUGCUGCAUCUGCAAUGACUACAGCAGUGUCUAAUAUGCCACCAUUGUCUAGUGGGGCUGUUACGGAAAGGAUCGAGUAG
Molecule: messenger RNA, 3111 nt
Organism: Paraglomus occultum
Lineage: Eukaryota; Fungi; Glomeromycota; Glomeromycetes; Paraglomerales; Paraglomeraceae
Source: the annotation of a GenBank genome assembly